AUGAGUUCCGAAGAGGAUGAAGACUUGCAGCAGCUGCGGUCGAAUCUGUUGAAACAGAUGCGUUCGAAAACCGUUGACAUUUCUCAGUGCUGGCCGUCUGAAAUCCUCGAUACAGAUAUCGGCGACUUGGGAACUCUGAAGCAGAGAGCGUUGUCAUCGCUGCAGUCCGCUAACGCAAACGAUCAGAAGCGUCGAAUUAUGGUUUGCUUAGAUGACGCCAAAGGCCUGUCGAGCAAAAAUCCUUCAAAUCUGCCAGCUGCGAUUUCCGGCGUUUCCGGCGACAUGACCAUGGUCACCGUCACUCAUCGAGCAAAUCUGGUCAGCAGCGAUCAUUCAUUCCAUACAGAACGUCUCACCGUCGACCGCCGCAGAAGGCUUCUAAUUUGA
Molecule: messenger RNA, 387 nt
Organism: Soboliphyme baturini
Lineage: Eukaryota; Metazoa; Nematoda; Enoplea; Dioctophymatida; Soboliphymatidae
Source: the annotation of a GenBank genome assembly